AUGGAAGACGAUAGGAUUAGCAACUUACCGGAUGACCUUCUCUGCCACAUACUCUCUUUUCUCCGAACAAAGCAAUCCGUUGCAACAAGCAUUCUUUCAUGUAAGUGGAAAUCACUGUGGCGUUCAGUCCCCACCCUGGAUUUGAACUAUGGCCCCAGCAAUUAUACCAAAGAGGGUUAUGACCACUUUAUUCAGACCGUUGUUGCUGUUAUCCAAACACUAGAUCUCCAUCAACCCAUAAAAAAAUUCCGCCUCAGAUUUACCUCAUAUGAUGAUGAGUCUACUAAUAUCAACGCUUGGGUCAAUAGUGUUGUUCAACGCGGAGUUCAGCACAUUGAUCUUUCCAUAUGCUUUCUCCAGUACCUUGAACAACGUCCCUCCACCAACUUGUCUGCCAUCUUCACUUGCAGUACACUUGUGGUUCUCAAGUUGGAGUGGUUAGAGUUGACAGAGUUGAAACCUUUUUCCUCUAUUAAUCUCCCCUUGCUUAAAGUUCUGCAUCUAGAUUUAGUGGCUUUCUCAGAACUCCAAUGUCUCACCCAGCUUCUUUCUGGAUGUCCUGUUCUUGAAGAAUUUAUAGCAAGGUGUCCAAUUUUCUAUAACGACACCACUGGCAGCAACAGGGAAUUGAAAACCUUACCCAAGUUAGUUAAAGCAGAUAUUUCAACACGUUUUUCGCUCAUGGAAGCGGUUAAAAAUGUGGAGUUUUUGCGAAUUUAUGAGAUGCAGCGUUUACGCCGACAUGAUGAUGGUGAAGGCGCAGGCCCCUACGGUUUUCCCAAAUUUCACAAUUUGACCCAUAUUGAACUUGAGUAUAACUGCCGCAUUAGUGAUUGGUUAACGGUAGUAGAAUUGCUCAAGCAUUGCCCCAAACUUCAAGUUCUAGUCAUUAACCAGUCAUGUUUGCCUGAUGACUUCGGAGAAGUAGUAGAAGACUGGGAAUACCCUCCAUCUGUUCCUGAAAGCAUUCAAUUAUGCCUUAAAUGUACUUCAAAGGAAAAGAAUCUUGUAUUGAAUUUUAAAUUAAUCGAACUUGUUAUUUACUUAUGGUUAGUUGUGAACUUGAUAUAG
This is a messenger RNA of Lotus japonicus, 1071 nucleotides long. RefSeq names its product F-box/FBD/LRR-repeat protein At2g26030-like. The transcript is spliced from 3 exons. The coding region runs from base 1 to 1071 and encodes 356 amino acids. The record is from RefSeq and is a predicted model, not a curated record. Gene Ontology annotation, molecular function: protein binding. Lineage: Eukaryota; Viridiplantae; Streptophyta; Magnoliopsida; Fabales; Fabaceae.